Messenger RNA from Contarinia nasturtii (swede midge), 556 nucleotides. RefSeq names its product pheromone-binding protein-related protein 6-like. NCBI's taxonomy places the organism in Eukaryota, Metazoa, Arthropoda, Insecta, Diptera, Cecidomyiidae. Gene Ontology annotation, molecular function: odorant binding. The transcript has 5 exons. The record is from RefSeq and is a predicted model, not a curated record. Bases 27 to 482 code for a protein of 151 amino acids.
GUGAAAUCGAAAGAAAAAUUUUCAAAAUGAAAUUUAUUGCAUUUUCGCUAUUUGUGUUUGUAACACUGUUACAGUUGGGUCAGCUAAAUGCCCGUGAAGUGCUCCGUAACGACGAAUGGCCUACACCAGAGCUUCUGAAGUUUUUAGCACCAAUUCGCAAGAAAUGCCAAGCUCAAAUUGGUAUCAGUGAUGAGGCUAUCAAAGAAUAUGAUGUCGGCGAUAGUCUAGAUGCCAAACAAUCAGUUAAAUGUUAUAUGGCGUGUAUAUUCCGGGAAUCCAACGCGAUUGCUCCGAAUGGCGAUGUGAAUAUGUCAACAUUCGAACCGCUCCUUUCUAAUAUGAGUGACGAACUCAAAACGGCUCUUGGUAAACUAUUUGUCGCUUGCCCGGGUAAUAUGACUGCAGAAGACGAUUGCGAAAGAAUAUAUCUUCAUAGUAGAUGUAUGAAGGAAGCGGACCCAAAGAUCUACUUUUUGAUUUGAGUAGCUCUCAAUCUCUGAAUACAGUAAUUUCUCCCUGGCUGUGACUUGAAAUUAAAGACGUUGAUUGCAACAAA